GAAAAAAAAAAAAGGAUGUCGGAAGUUUAUCGGGGUCGGAGCGACGUGAUUCCCGAUCUAAUAGAAGAUAUAUUUCUACGACUGCCAUUGAAAUCAAUCCUCAAAUUCAAAACCGUCUCAAAACAAUGGAGAUCGAUCCUGGAGUCGAGGAGCUUCGUGGAGAGUCGAAUGAAAGUUCAGAAGAAGCCGAAAAUCCUGGCCGCCGGAGACCACCGGUCCCAGUCGCUAUUCAGAGAAGGAGACACAGAGGAGAUCGAUAUAGUCUAUAUAAACUCCCGUGACGCCGCCACAAGACCGUCGCUGACGUGUGACGGUUUGGUUUGCAUCCCCGUACCAGGUUGGGUCAACGUUUUAAACCCUUCCACCGGAGAAUUCGUUAGUUUCCCUUCCGGGCCAGAUCCAGUGACCAACCACUACGACGACAACUUGAUUUUCACCGAAACAUGGUGGAAUAUUUUUCCUGCAUAUUGGGCAAUGGGAGUCGGUAGGGACAAAGUUAGUGGCAGCUAUAAAGUUGUGAGGAUGUUCUUUGAUCCUAUACCUUACUGCGAGAUUCUUGAUGUCGACAUUGGUGAAUGGAGGGAAGUGAAGCCGCCUCCUUACAAGGUUGAACCGAGAAGGAAGCCUGCGUUUGUCAAUGGCUCCCUCUAUUGGAUAGAGAUGAUUAAAAGUGACAAUGUAUUUGCUUUGGAUCUUCACACAGAGGAGUUCCGUGAUGUUGUCCCAUUUCCGCCAACUUGUGCUGUAGCAGACCAACUAGUGAACCUUGAGGACCGUUUAGCCAUAGUCACAGCUUAUACUAAGCCUUGGGAAUUUGAGAUACGGGUCUUGGAUGAGCAAGAAGAAACUUGGAGCUUGGUUUACUCCAUCAGUUUAGCUAAUUCCGGAGUCUUUUCCCGUCGGCAGAGGAGCGUGUGGUUCAGGCCAGUGGCGGUUUCUAACAGUGGGAACCUUUUCUUCCAUGACAACGAGAGAAGGUUGUUCAAAUACUACCCAGAGACAGAUCAAGUCGUUUGCCUCUCUUCAGACAUUUGUGUAGUGUCUGAUUUCGUUGAGAAUCUGGUCUCACUUCGUCCAAGGACUUCAUCAGUGUACCGAUCUGGAUUUCACUAUCAAGACCACGUACCGGGAUCUCCGAAACGCCAAAUGUUUAGCUGGAUCAAGUUGCGAAUCCCAAAUGUUUUGCUUGCCACCACUCUAGUGUCUUCUAUAAUCAUUUUCCGCUAUUUUGCUGGUUCGUCUAGGUCUUGAUAUUAUUAUCUAUAUGAUGCUCUUUUCAUCUUUCUAUUAACGCUUGGUGAAUGCUCGUGUACCUACGGGUUUUCAUAUUCAUAUUGGUUUAUGCUUUUAUGCAUCUUAUUUCUUACACGCAUUUUGUCGGUUUUAGGCAGUGUCCUGAAUACGGUCGUAUGUAUAAGGCGGUGACUUACCGAACUGGAUUUAUUGUAUUUUUAAACUAUUUAAGCAGCAUGAAAGCAA
Messenger RNA from Eutrema salsugineum, 1479 nucleotides. RefSeq names its product F-box/LRR-repeat protein At2g43260. The record is from RefSeq and is a predicted model, not a curated record. NCBI's taxonomy places the organism in Eukaryota, Viridiplantae, Streptophyta, Magnoliopsida, Brassicales, Brassicaceae. Gene Ontology annotation, molecular function: protein binding.